This is a messenger RNA of Lycium barbarum (goji berry), 2520 nucleotides long. RefSeq names its product disease resistance protein RGA2-like. Gene Ontology annotation, biological process: defense response to fungus. Gene Ontology annotation, molecular function: ADP binding. NCBI's taxonomy places the organism in Eukaryota, Viridiplantae, Streptophyta, Magnoliopsida, Solanales, Solanaceae. The record is from RefSeq and is a predicted model, not a curated record. The transcript has 3 exons. The coding region runs from base 1 to 2520 and encodes 839 amino acids.
AUGGAUCUUUUUCAAGAAUCUGCAACUUUCCCUUCCAUCACCAUGGAUGUGGAAGUCCUAGUAGAUAUGCUUCGAGUGAAAUUGUACUCUGUUUCUAACAUUGCAAGGGCUUCGAAUAUGCAUUCCCAACUCAGAAAACUAGAGCACUUUAUUCGACUUUCUGAAGGUAAAUGUCAUUUUGAUAAUCUGGAAGCCAAGAGGAUAAAGCUCGAGCUAAAGCUCGUUUUAUAUGAUGCUGAACAUGUCAUUGACGAGUAUGAAAUUUGGUCUUUGCAAAACCGGUUGCUUCCCAGUUCGACAUCAUCAAAGGUCUGUGGUUUUUUCUCUUACAUUGCCUAUCGAAUCCGAUUGUGGCUUGAAAUUCGAAAGCUCGUUAAUAAAUUGGAUAAGAUAGGCAAGUACAAAAUUUAUAUCAGGUUGCAUUCUGGGGGUUUUAGUCUUUUUAGAGCAAGAGGGCUCACGCAUACACGUGCAUUUCUACAUUUCUCUGGUGUUGUGGGGAGGGACAUCGAUAGAGAUACUGUUGUUGAAAUGCUUUUAAAAUCAGGUGUUGUGGGGAGGGACAUCGAUAGAGAUAUUGUUGUUGAAAUGCUUUUAAAAUCAGGAAAUGAAGCAAACCUUUUUGUAUUUCCGGUUGUUGGAGUUGGAGGCAUUGGAAAGACUACUCUUGCAAAGUUGGUGUAUAAUGAUCCAAGGAUAGUUAGUCAUUUUCAAUUGCGUUUGUGGGUUCAUGUGUCUCGUGUGUUUAAAGUAGAGAAAUUGUUGGAACACAUUGUGAAUUCAGUUAGAGAAGAUAUAUGUGAGAAUCUUGAUGUGAAUGAACUGCAGAAUCUAGUUCAGGAGACUGUGUGUGAAAAGAAUUAUUUGAUUGUUUUAGAUGAUGUGUGGAAUGAGGACCCAGUGAAGUGGGAUGAAUUGAAGAAGUUGUUGAUGGUGGGUGCUUGUGGAACCAAGAUUCUUGUAACUACUAGGUUAGAGGAAGUAGCUUCGAUGAUGGGGACAGUUCCUGCAUACUGUUUGAAGGGUUUAUUAAGUGAAGAUUGUCUGACUUUGUUCCUGAGAAACGCCUUUGAACAAGGUCAAGAAGUGCUAUAUCCAAAUCUUGUUGGGAUUGCAUCAGAUAUAGUGCAGAAGUGUGAGGGAAAUCCCUUGCUCUUAAUGAUUGAAGGAUCUUCAUUGUGCAUGGAAACUCAGGAGUGGAAGUGGAAUAGGAUUAAAAAUCAUGCUAUGUGGAACUCAAAUCAGAAUGACAAAAUUUCACCUGCACUAAGAGUCGGCUAUGAACAAUUGCCAUCUAAUCUCAAAGUCUGUCUUGCUUACUGCUCAAUAUUUCCCAAGGGCUGUGUGAUUGAAAUAGAUAAAUUAAUACAGUUGUGGGUAGCAGAGGAUUGCAUGACUGUACAUGAUCUUGCACUGUCAGCAGCAGGGUUUGAAUUUUGUACGGUAACUUCUCAUAUACAAAACAUUUCUGAUGAGGUCAGACAUGUGGCAUUUUCUGACUAUGGUUUGUCAGGCAAGGAACUUCCAGCAUCCCUUCUCAAUAACCAGGCAUUAAGGACCAUAUCCUUCUCCGUCGAUGGCACAGGGCCAAUGAGUACAUUGUAUGUUGAGAAUUGCAUAGCAAGAUUCAUGCAACUCAAGGUUCUAGAUAUCAGUGAUUCAUGUUUUGAUGAGCUGCCUAGCUCUGUUGGCGAAUUGAAGUACUUAAGAUAUCUUGACAUAAGUGCCAACGGUAGCAUUAAAGAAUUACCCCAUUCAAUUAACAAGCUGCUGAGCUUACAGACACUUCGAGUUUCUCAUUGUGCACAACUUGAAGGGCUACCUAAAGAUAUUGGAAAUUUGAUCAGCCUAAAACACUUGUAUAUAACCACCAAGCAAGCCUGUUUUCCUGAUAAAGCAAUUGGCUGCUUAUCAUCUCUUCGUUCUUUGUUUAUUUACAGCUGCAACAAUCUCGUAUCUUUGUCUGAAGGUCUGCAACAUCUGACUAGCCUUCGCACAUUGGCAAUCAUCGGCUGCCCAAGACUGACCUUUUUCCCAAGUGCUAUGAAACACCUUACUGCUCUGGAGAAUCUGUUGAUUGUUGACUGUGAAGAACUUACAUUGUUGGAGUGGCAAGAUAUUGAAGGGCUUAGGAUGCUCCGGUCACUGGUUAUCGGAGGCUUACGCGAAAUGGAGUCAAAAGAUGUUCAAUGUCUUGGGAGCCUUCAGAUGUUGGUGCUCACUGGUUUACCACAGUUAGUUACUCUGCCUCGAUGGCUUGAAGGUGCUAGUUCUACUCUACAGUAUCUGAGGGUAGAAAGGUGCCCGAAUUUUGCAGCAUUGCCAAAGUGGCUGGAAAAUCUCACCUCACUUGAAAAACUUGAAAUAUCCAAGUGCAUGUUAUGCCUUAAAUGGUGGUUUUUUGUGCCUAUUAUCAAAGAUAAUCGUGUAAACAUUGCACCAUCACAGCCAGAAGUACUUUGGAGCUAUGUUGCUCAGACUCUUCAAAAUGCUUCCGCACCCGUGUUGGAUCCUCCAUAA